CGGAACCUUUCCGCUUGUGGCUAGGGUCAGGGGGAGCUAAUUGUGCGACGUACCAGUGUUAUGUAUGUUUCCGCAUAACAUGUUCGGCGGUGAAUGACAUUACGACUAACUUACUAAGGUGAGUUUACCUGCUGACAGAGCUUCAGGUGUGGACUGACUGCAGGACCAGCCAUGCUGCUGCCUCUCCUGGUGCGUCCGUCCCUCUGCUACCCUCCCACCUCUGUGCUGUUGACCCGAUGCAUCCGGAUGCUGCGGUGCGACGCCGGGAGGACGCUGCACUCUCAGGCCGAACACUUCCUGUGGCGGAGGCUCCCCCUGCGCUCCCAGACCCGAGGCGCCAAGACCCGGAGCAGGAAAACCAAGGGCCAGGAUGAGGACUGGAAGACCAGGAACAAGACGGCACUGACGUACAUCGCAGCGGCUGGUGUGGGGAUGAUUGGCCUGUCGUAUGCUGCAGUGCCUCUCUACAGACUCUACUGCCAGGCGUCGGGACUCGGUGGCACGGCGGUGGCCGGCCAUGACACAGAGUUGGUGGAGACGAUGAAGCCAGUGAAGGAACGCGUCCUCAAGAUCACAUUCAACGCUGACACGCAUGCCAGCAUGCAGUGGAACUUCAGACCGCAGCAGACCGAGAUCUAUGUGGUUCCAGGUGAAACGGCGUUGGCCUUUUACAGAGCCAAAAACCCCACAGAUAAACCCAUCAUCGGCAUCUCCACAUACAACGUGGUUCCCUUCGAGGCCGGACAGUACUUCAACAAGAUCCAGUGUUUCUGCUUCGAGGAGCAGCGCCUGAACCCUCAUGAGGAGGUGGACAUGCCCGUCUUCUUCUACAUCGACCCAGAAUUCGACGAGGACCCGAGGAUGGCCCGAGUAAGCACCAUCACCCUGUCCUACACCUUCUUCGAGGCCAAGGAGGGUCAGAAACUCCCUCUGCCUGGGUACAGCUACAACUGACCCGUCCACACAGAGAGGGACUGCCUGAGUCCUGGAUCAGGUUUACGUCUCGGGCCCAGGAAACACCAAAAAGAAAAAACAAUCAAAGAUUUAAUCCUGUAAUCCUCGCCUUUUGGGAGUUUUACCAGACCGGACCAUGACAGGAUAUAGAAGAUUCCCACUCAUCCUGGAAGCCUUGAAGUCCUGGAAAAGUUUUUAUGCCUCAGUAAAAGACAGGAGAAGAGUUCCAUGGAUUAGUUUUUCUCGUGGUUGAUCAAUGUGUUGAGACGUCAAAGUCCAAACUGUUUCUCGAGACUCGAAAGCGUCGAGCUGCUGAUCUCAGACUGUUUUUGUUUCUGACGCCCGAGAGACUGAAAAUAAUUCAGAACAUUUCUAAGUUAAACAGCCGCUGUGACUCCUGAUAAACAGGUGAUCGUUUAAUUGUUGAAACGACUGAAGAUCAAUCAAUAAAUCAAUAAAUUAUGAGUGAAAAUUGAA
Lates calcarifer (barramundi perch) is the source of this 1431-nucleotide messenger RNA. RefSeq names its product cytochrome c oxidase assembly protein COX11, mitochondrial (gene cox11). The coding region runs from base 172 to 954 and encodes 260 amino acids. Gene Ontology annotation, cellular component: mitochondrial inner membrane. Gene Ontology annotation, molecular function: copper ion binding. NCBI's taxonomy places the organism in Eukaryota, Metazoa, Chordata, Actinopteri, Centropomidae. The transcript is spliced from 5 exons. The record is from RefSeq and is a predicted model, not a curated record.